GAAACAGUAACGUCACUCCCGGAAGUCUAUUUCAUGUUUAUGUUUUAUGGUCUACAAGAAAAUCUAACAAUAAUUGAUAAUUUUACAGAUUCUAUAAACAAUGGGUGCUUUAACAAGCCGACAGGCCAACGGAAACGAAGAUAUAGACACUGCUUGUAAUAACGUGUAUAGAUACCCACCGAAAUCAGGCAACUAUUUUGGAAGUCAUUUUAUCAUGGGAGGAGAAAGAUUUGAUAUGAGUCAGCCAGAGGCUUAUCUGUUUGGAGAAAAUCAGGAUCUCAAUUUUCUUGGAUCGAAGCCUGUUGCUUAUCCUUAUCCUUCAUCAUCAGGUAAUGAACCUACCAAAACACUUAAAAGUCUGAUCAACAUCAGAAAGGAUUCACUUCGAUUUGUCAAGGUUGAUGAAGCUGAAGUAGAGGAUGAUCAGAAGACCACAAACAAAUAUAAUGUAGAAUUUGUCUUUGAUUCUGAUGUCAAAUGUGCAAUUACUAUCUAUUACUUUGCAACAGAGGAGUUUAACAAUGGACAACUUGUAAUUAACUCUAAACAUCCUAUAAAGUCAGACACAUACCAUUAUAAGAAAGGAGCCAAUCAGUUGUUCUCACAGUCAGGGCAUGUGAUAGAACCUACCAAUUAUACCGAAGAAGAGUGGCAGUAUGAUCCAACUAAGGACAUCAUCCCAGUGGUUAUACAUUGUGUAGUAGAAGAUGAAGAACAUCCAAACCAUGCCCAUCUUACAUUUGGUAUGGUAGAGAAAAGUUCAGCAGACAGUGGAUACAUACUGAAGCCAUUGAAACAAAAACAGUUUGUUGAUGGGUUAUCAUAUCUGCUGCAAGAAAUAUAUGGGAUUGAAAACAAGCAGGUUGAUAGGUCAAAGCUUGAUCCAGAUGAUGAAGUUGAUGAUAGUGGGGCAGAAUGUGUUAUAUGUAUGUCUGACAUGAGAGACACAUUAAUUCUACCAUGUCGUCACUUGUGUCUAUGUAGUGCUUGUGCAGAGUCACUGCGAUACCAAGCCAGUAAUUGUCCUAUCUGUAGAUCUCCAUUCAGAGCUUUAUUACAGAUCAGAGCAAUGAGAAGGAAACAGGCUAUUCCUGUCCAGGGAGACAAUAAUGAAGAGAACCCAGUCAGCCAGGAUGGUGUACCUACUGGAUAUUUUGCAGUGUCAUUGAUAGAAGCAUUGAAUGGUCCCUGUAAUCAAAAUCUGAUGGGAGAUGAUUAUUAUCCAUCUGUUAGAAUGAUUCCAUCAAAUGAAAAAGAUUCACAUCACAGAGAUAAGAAAAGAAAAAGACAAACAUUACAAAUAGAUUCUGUGAAGGAUUCUGUGGUGACAGCCAAUAUGAAACUCGACGAUAAAAAGUUACUUGGAAAUGAAGAACUGAAAGGAGGAAAGGAGACAGUAGAAGUGGUUAAAACUAAGGAUAAACUUAAACCACAUGUACCAAAGAUAUUCUCAGAAGACCCAGACAGUACAGAUGAAUCCAAGGUUGUAAAUGUCUCCAAUGAUUACAGUUCUGAUACACUUGAGAGCAAGGGCACACCAGAUGUUACAAAAUUAAGAGUAUAUGAUCUGAACGAGUCUGAGGCAGAUAGUGAUUACGACAUGAAAACACACCCUUUAACAGGAACCAGAUGUUCCACAGAAGAUUUAGCAGAUGAUGAGAGAGAAGAUACAUCUGAAGCUGAGCAAGAACCAGAACCUGAUUACGAUGAUGAACCAAUAGGUAAAAAAACAGAAACAGAUGCAGACAGUGAUGGCUAUAUUCCAACAGACUGUUACCCUGUUGGUUCUUCACCAGAAGAGAAACCAGUCAACAGAAUAACUUAUGUUAAAGGUCUCAGCAAAAGCGAGGGAGCAGUCAAUAAAGACACUCAUGGUUAUGAGCCAAUGAAAGUUAGCAGUGAACUAUCCUUACCUGGUACGGGGUCCAGCACAGAGGGAUCAAGUUUCAGUAGUAACCACAGCUCUGGUGCCCUGUUACCAGCAGGAACAGUAUCUGAUGAUGACAAAUCUUAAGAUAGAAUUAGGAAAUAUUAAGUAAUUUCUGUGAUCUGUGGCCAAGUUGAAUCUAAGCUUGGACAACAAAAAAAUAAAAUGUGAUUAUUAAAAUGAUUAAAUGGUAUAUGUUAUAUGUACAUUCAUGUAUGAACUUUAAUUAGUUAAUUUCAACUCCUUGAAAGUGGCUGAACAUUAUCAAACAAAAAUUGCACAGAUUCUUCUUCUGUAUGAAAUUGGGUACUUGCUAAUUUGAUUUGUUACUUGCGUGAUGGCUGGUACCAUUACCAAAACAUAGACUUUGCCAAUUUCUAAUAUUAUUUUUGACAACAGAUGAUAUCAAAUCUUCCUUGGAAGACUGGAACAUUGUGUUAUGAAGCAAUUAAGUCUUUUAUAGCUUUCUUAGUAAUACCAAAAUAUAAUUAGUGGAUUAAGAUCAACACUGGCAUCAAUCAUACUUAGUGUGUGGAAGAUGCCCCCCCCCCCCCCCCCCCCCCUGUUACUAAUAAUUUUAAUGUUGCACAUUUUUUACCUAUGAAUGAUAUGAUCUGCUUAGAGCCUUUACUUUGCUGACAUUGCAGUAUCUAAAAACAGAAAACUUAAUUAUACAUGUCUUAUAUUAAUUAUAUUAAUUAUAUAUGCUCCUUAUUUUAUACUGUAAAUAUCUUUAAAAAAUUAACAUUUGUAUUGAUGAAAAUUGGUAUGUAGAUUUGGUGCUUUAAUCAUUGACUGUAAAUGAUUAGGUUGGACAUGCCUGUAAGAUAUUGACUUCAGGGAUUGAAUUAUGUGAUUGAUGUGCUGCUAUUUGAUACUGAGUUGUAAAAGGACCCAUUUCUUAACUUUAUGGUGGAUUUGUCAAUAAAUCAAUAAGUCACUUAUCCACAAAAGACCAAAGGACAAGGAUGUGCAAACAAAUACAGGUCACUUUAAGACCUUCAAUAAUGAACAAAACCCAAACUGUAUAGUAUUCUGUAAAAGGUCCCAGGAUGAUAACAUAUGAAACAGUUCAAAAGUGAAAACCAACAAUCUGAUUCAUUACAAUAAAAUGAAAAACAAAUAUUAUGGAUAACCUGACUUAGGAUUGCAAAUAAAGAAUUUGGCUGGGUUAAAUAUGUAUGUGAAUACUCAACUCUACCUAACCUGGGACAGUUGUAAAACAGUGUAACAAUACAACACACCUUUUUGAAAAAGUGCUAGACUCAUCAAAAAACUAUGAUAAAUGCACAGAAACUGUAAAAAAAUCUGGAAGAUCAGAUCUACAAAUGAGUCAAACACAACAAAAAUGGUUAAUUGGCUUCUUAUGUGAUUGUUUGAUCCAUUUUGCCCUUUAGGCUGUCAUCGUGAAAACUAGAGUAGUUCGAGAGAAUACAGUACACAUAAAACAUAGUAAGGGUCAAUGUACUUAAUUGACUUAAACAAUUUGUUUUUAAAUGUUCUCCAAUUGGAUCUGCAUUAUAUCUGGUCACAAUCUAACUUAAAGAAAGAUGGCUGCCAUUGUUUGCUAAUAGUUUUAAUGUUGUACAUGUAUGUUGUUGCCAGGUAUGGCAUUCAGGCUCAUUGGACCCAAUAGUUUUUUCUUUCAGUUUAAAAAUAUCAUUUAUAACAUGUAAUUUUUUUUUCUAUUUUAUUGCAACGAUUAUAAAGUGAUGGUGCUGUUGUUUAUUUGUAUAUAUGAUAUUUAUCUGUACUUUAAUUCAUCUUGAUUAAUAACCCACCCCCCAAAAAAAAUUGUAUAUUGAUAUGUAUAGUUUUUGCAUUAUUGAUUUAUGCAUGUAGAAUGUGAUUCUUUAUUACUACUGAUUAUUUUAAUAAUGAUUGAAAAGAUAUAUACACAUGUAAUUGUGUUCUGAAAAAUAUAAUAUACCACUUUUUAAAUUUUUAAAGAUUUUGUCUUGCCUGUGAGGAAUAUGGCAGAAUACAAGCAUAUGGAUUCAAAUCCAGCUGUGGUAAUGCCAAGGGCGUGAACCAUUUACCGGUAUACAAAGCUUUACAUUAAGGAGGUAAAAGAACUGAGUAACUCAUAACUGGUAUUCAUAUGCCUUAAUUUUCUGUUUUGCAUUUGUCCAUUGUCAUUGACCUCAUUUUCAUGGUUCAGCAACAUGACAAGUUGUGAAACAACAGCCUGAUUUAUGUCAAAAUAAUAAACUAACAAUGGAUAUAACAGACAGCAACCAAUGACAACAACUGAAUUACAGGCUCCUUACUUGAGAAGGCAUGUACAGAAUAUGGCAAGGUUAAAUACCUAUGCUCUCAACCCUCCUGUAACCCAGGACAAUAUUAAGUUUAUAUAUUGCAGGAAUUUUUCAGUGAUUAUGAGAAAUUUGACAAUAUUAUAUUUGGUAUAUACAAUGUAGAAUCAUUGCAUUGUAUACAUUUUCAAAAGACAGCUAUUACCUGACCUUGACACCAUUUCAUGGUUGUUAUCACUUUGAGUUUUUUUUUAUAAGGUCCAUUUCUGAAACCCCAUGGGUGACUACGAUAUGGAAAUAUUGUCAUCUUGGUCUUCUUCGUUUUGACUGACAGUAAAACUCUUGCGAAAGUGGGGUGUCCCUUUUGCUUUACAGAUGCAUUAAAUUUGAAGCCUCUUCCUGUCAGAAUGGUGACAUUAAAUCUGAUGCCUUGUGUAUGCUCAGCAUGUUAAGAACACUUGCAACAACUUUUUGAGGGGUCUGUCGGUGACAACAAUCAAUCAAUCCAUUUCUGAGAUACUUUAAGCAAUAGGUCAUAUAUAUUUGGUGUAUUGAAUGAUUUGCUAGGUUUAUAUGUGCAUCUGACCUUGAUCUUAUUUUCUUGGUUCAUUGAUCAACAUCAGCCAAGUGAUUAGGUCAGUUUCUCAGAUACAAUUAGCAAUAAGUAACCUAUAUUUGGUGUAAUAACAUAAACAGUACUAAUUUUAAUUAGAAUGAUUAUAUGGUGUACCUGUAUGUCUGGCAGGGUUAAUCUGACAUUGACCUCAUUUUCAUGGUUCCCUGAAACUGUUAAGUUUAUGGUACCUUGAUUCUAAAGGGUCAAUAAUAAAAUCAAUUACGAUCAUUUAAGCAGGCAAGACAUUUCAGCGUGUGCACUCUUUGUUUCAGUUAGUUGAGCUGCACACAAAAGUUUUAAUUUUAGUUGUAAAUGAUAUGUUGAUGAAGUUAAUCAGGAAAUAUUUACUGUUUGAAAUAGUCAGUAGUUUAUUUUUGUAACCAGAGAUUCAUAUAUUUGGAAAAAAAUUCUUCAUUUAAAAAAAAAUGAUGUGUUUGUGAAAUUUUUAUUUUUUUCAUUUGCAAAAUUAAUUGUACUUAAAGGUUAUUCUAUGAAAGAAUCUAUGGAAGAGUUGAAACUUCCUUUAAAAAUACUUUUACAAAUAUACCUGGCCCCUAUGGUAAGCUUUAGAUAUUACUUGGUCUGGGAACACAGUUAUCUUCCUUUGAUUUUCAGUCCCUAGUGUUGACAGUGUGUUACUUGCAAAUUGAUUUCAUGCACCUUCUAAAAUUGUUCUUCAUAUAUGCAUAAAUUAAGGAAACAGUGUUUACUGAUUUUCAAAUCUUGUAAAUAGAUUAGGAACAGACAAACCAAGGUAACAAACAAUAACUAAAUAAGUAAGUAGGGGGAUGAAGUUACUGGUAAAGAAAUUGGGUCAUGAAUUUAAAAGUAAAGUAGUGAUAUAUGGUCCAGUUGAAAAAAGGUAAACAUUGGAAAAAUGAGUUUUUCUGAAUCUGUCAAGCUGAGAUAAAGACCCCCUUAACAUAAAAUUGUCCAUAUCUUGAUUUAAGGCUAACAGACUCUCAAAUCAUACUUUCUUGUUUAUUUGACCUAUUGAUACUAAUUGUAUUGCUUUUUUGUUAUUAAAUGUUAUUCAGGGUUAUAUCUGGUCUAUAUACCAGCUUUUAUAAGUGUUUGGUAUAACUAUAAAUUUUCACUUCGUACUAUGAACAUCAAAAUUAUUUAUUUUGUAAUAAUAUUUCCUUUCUCUAUUGGUACUGUACACGUAUACCUGACAACAAAAUUAUUUUCAUUUACCUGUGUUUAAAGUUAUUGCAAAUGGAUGGUAUUUUUGUUCGAGCAUAUUGUUUUUCUUUAAUUGUUUAACAUUUCUUACCGAUAUAACAUGUUACUUUUAUUAUUCUUCCCUUAGUUUAUUUAUUUUGUAUUUACAUUGUGUCAUAGGUCAAAUUUAUUUGUUCAGUGUAUGUUCAAUGGUGUUAAUAUGUCCUUUGAUUGAGUUAAGCUAUUUCAGUUGAUAUUUUAUAGUGUGUCUUUCUAUGUUGUGAUGUUACACUAUUGUUUCAGGAAAAAGGGUGAAGGUUUGGUACCAUUAAAACAUUUAAACCCGCUGCAUAUGUUUGCACCUGUCCUAAGUCAGGAAUCUGAUGUUCAGUAGUUGUCGUUUGUUGAUGUGGUUCAUAAGUGUUUCUCGUUUCUCGUUUUUUAUAUAGAUUAGACCAUUGGUUUUCCCGUUUGAAUGGUUUUACACUAGUAAUUUUUUUGGGGCCCUUUAUAGCUUACUGUUCGGUGUGAGCCAAGGCUCUGUGUUGAAGACCGUACUGUGACCUAUAAUGGUUUACUUUUAUAAAUUUUUACUUGGAUGGAGAGUUGUCUCAUUGGCACUCAUACUACAUCUUCUUAUAUCUAUUUUCUAUGAUUUUGAUAUAAUUUGUACAAAAAGUAGUACAGUGUAAAAAUCUAAAGGAGAAAAAGCAGGUGGGAUAUUUUUGAUACUAUAAAUUCAGAAAUUAUUGCAAGGUUUUUAUUAAUGCGAAUAAUGCGACUGGGUGAGUAUCACAAUAAUAAGAACUCACAUUCUGAUAACAGAAACAUAUACUGUAUGCAGAUUUUUUCAAAAUCGCAAUAAUUAAACUCGCAUUUUUGUCAAUUCUUGAAAAAUUGCAAUAAUAAAUGCACGUAAUAAUUUCUGAAUUUACAGUACACAUAUAUUUUUUCUAAAAAAUACAAAAUAACUGUGUUCUCUGGCCACUUGGCAUCCAUCAUACAUACAAUUUUCCAAUUUUCAUCUUUUCUGAAACCACUUUCCCAAAGCUUUUAUGCCUAAUGUAUUGAAGGUCUUCUACAAACAAUCCUUGUUUGGUUCCAAACGGAUAAUAAAUGUAACCAAAAGAAGCAAUGUUAUAAAACUCUUUUCCUUUGAACUUGUAGGUUAUAAAAGAUGCAAAAAUAGAUUAUAUGUCCAAAAUUGUAAGUUGAAUUAUUUGGUAGUGUAAAAUUGAUAUCGCUUAAAACAAUAAAAUUAUGUCAGUAUUUUGUAAAAAUUAAACAUUUGUAAAUAAGUCCAGAAAUCAUUCAGUUAUGGUAAUUUAUUGUUAUAUGCUGUGAAAUAAUUGUUGUCAAUAAAAGCACAAAAAAUCUUAA
Molecule: messenger RNA, 7342 nt
Organism: Mytilus californianus (California mussel)
Lineage: Eukaryota; Metazoa; Mollusca; Bivalvia; Mytilida; Mytilidae
Product: probable E3 ubiquitin-protein ligase MGRN1
Exons: 14
Coding region: 101-2014 (637 amino acids)
Biological process (GO): protein ubiquitination
Cellular component (GO): cytoplasm
Molecular function (GO): ubiquitin protein ligase activity
Source: RefSeq, a predicted model, not a curated record